UGGGGAUGCCAGUUUCAGCAUGCUCAGACACACAGACACACAGAACACAGGGCUCAGGGCCCGUGUGUGGACCCUGCCCCCUCCCCUCCCACCAUCCAGGGCUGUCCACGCACCCCAAUUCUCUAGGCUUCAGCCCCUUUCUUAGUCUGGGAUCUGCACAGCAUUGAGGGACCCAGGAGUCAACCUCCAGACCUUCAGCAAUCCCAGGUCCAGUCAGCCCUACCAUGACAACGGAAUAUCAAGACCUUCAGCAUCUGGACAAUGAGGAGAAUGAUCAUCAGCUCAGAAGAGGGCCGCCUCCUCCCCAGCCGCUCUUUUGGCGGCUCUGUUCCGGACCCCGCCUCCUCCUGCUCUCUCUGGGCCUCAGCCUCCUGCUGCUGGUGGUUGUCUGUGUGAUCGGAUCCCAGAACUCCAAGCUGCAGGAGGAGCUGCGCGCCCUGAGAGAGACGUUCAGCAACUUUACAGUGAGCACGGAGGUUGAGGUCAAGGCCCUGAGCAGCCAGGGAGGGAAUGUGGGCAGAAAGAUGAAGUCCCUGGAGUCCCAGCUGGAGAAACAACAGCAGGAGCUGAGCGAAGAUCACUCCAGCUUGCUGCUCCACGUGAAGCAGUUUGUGUCUGACCUGCGAAGCCUGAGCUGUCAGAUGGCGGAUCUCCAGGGCAACGGCUCUGACAGGACCUGCUGCCCGGUGAACUGGCUGGAGCACGAGGACAGCUGCUACUGGUUCUCUCGCUCAGGGAAGGCCUGGCCUGAGGCUGGAAAGUACUGCCAGCUGGAGAACGCCCACCUGGUGGUGGUGGGCUCCUGGGAGGAGCAGCACCACAUGGGCCCUGUCAACACCUGGAUGGGCCUCACCGACCAAAAUGGGCCCUGGAAAUGGGUGGAUGGGACGGACUAUGAGACAGGCUUCAAGAACUGGAGACCAGAGCAACCAGACGACUGGUACGGGCACGGGCUCGGAGGAGGCGAGGACUGUGCCCACUUCACGGACGACGGCCGCUGGAACGACGACGUCUGCCAGAGGCCCUACCGCUGGGUCUGUGAGACACGGCGGGACAGGGACAGCUAGGUGCCGCCUCACCCCCUUAUUUAUUUCCUAAAUGUCUUCACCUGCCCAAGGGGCCUCCUCACCUUCUCAGGGAUUUUCAUCCAGGAUUUUAAUGGGCGGGUGGGCGGGAAGGAUAGUGUCUGAGGAAUGUAGAACGGUGUUUGGAGGGCUGGGGAGAUUCAAACCCAUGUCACCACUGCAGUUUGCAGGUUAUUAUCAUCCAUAUUUUGUAGAGUAAAAAACAGGGAAAUACACUAAACAUUCUA
Messenger RNA from Manis pentadactyla (Chinese pangolin), 1312 nucleotides. RefSeq names its product asialoglycoprotein receptor 1. Gene Ontology annotation, molecular function: signaling receptor activity. The record is from RefSeq and is a predicted model, not a curated record. The coding region runs from base 225 to 1067 and encodes 280 amino acids. Lineage: Eukaryota; Metazoa; Chordata; Mammalia; Pholidota; Manidae. The transcript has 9 exons.